AUGACGCCCGAAUUCUCGCCACAGCUAAUAAUGAGCGCGGUAAUAUACAUUCACAAUAAUACGCGUGAACUUGUCAAAUGCCGUGCGUUGCUAGACACGUGCGCGACGGCGAAUUUUAUUUCGGAAGCCACCGUAAAACGUUUAAACGUGCAUACGAUUCUACAAAGGACGCCGGUCAAUGCAAUCGAUACUAUGAAAUCCGUCUCGAAGGGCAUAGUACAAAUUACAAUACGCGCGACCCACGACAAUUUUGAAAGAAAUUUAACGUGUUUAACACUGCCGACCAUUACAGAUUUAAUUCCUUCGGAAAUUUUUCCGCGAAAUUCCAUUGAGAUACCUUCGAACAUAAGACUUGCCGACCCAGAAUUCUAUUUGCCACGCCCGGUUGACUUACUAAUAGGCUCGGGCGCCACGCUGUCUUUGUUCUCCGUCGGUCAGAUUAAUUUAUCACGUCACAAUCACGAUCUCUAUUUGCAAAAAACACGUUUGGGAUGGGUCAUUGCUGGCAGCACUCCAUCUCAAAUACCGACAAAAACUUCGACAUCUUACUUAACAAAUUUAGAUAAGCAAUUAACGGAUUUCUGGACCAUCGAGGAAGUCGCGAUCAACAGACCGAAAUCAGUAGAGGACGUUAGAUGCGAAACACAUUAUACAAAUACUACUUCACGUAGAGACGACGGGCGAUACGUGGUACGUCUACCAUUUAACGACUCUAAUAUUCAUAUAGGCGAGUCGCGAUCCGUCGCACUUAAACGUUUAUUGACACUUAAACGCAAAUUAAAUAACAAUUCGGCUUUGAAAAUCGAAUAUACGCGAGUAAUCGACGAAUAUAAAAAAGUAAAUCACAUGUCAUUAGUAGAGUCUCCCGACGACGACGGAUUUUACAUGCCGCACCACGCCGUCAUAAAAAAUUCAAGCAAUACAACUAAAGUCCGCGUCGUAUUUGACGCGUCGGCUAAAUCUACUAGCGGUGUAUCUUUAAAUGACGCAUUAAUGAUAGGACCUACCAUACAAAAUAAACUCUUUGCACACUUGAUUCGAUUCCGUAUAUACAAUUACGUAAUCACGGCGGACAUCGAAAAAAUGUACCGCCAGGUGUUAAUUCACGAUGAUGACCGUCGGUUCCAACGAAUUUUAUGGCGCGAAAAAGGCGAGAUUAAAACUUACCAGCUAAACACGCUAACUUUCGGCGUAUCGUCGUCACCGUAUCUAGCAAUUCGGACCCUCCACCAACUUGCGGAAGACGAAGGUCACUUAUAUCCAAACGCAGCCGAGAUUCUUAAAAACCAUAUGUAUGUGGACGAUUUAUUAACCGGCGGAGGGUCCAUCGAACGGGUUCGAACAAUUAGAGACGAAAUCAUAACGCUACUGUCACGCGGCGGCUUUCCCAUCCGACAAUGGGCCUCAAACGACGCGCGAGCGAUAGACGAUCCCUAA
This is a messenger RNA of Monomorium pharaonis (pharaoh ant), 1437 nucleotides long. RefSeq lists its product as uncharacterized. The transcript has a single exon. The record is from RefSeq and is a predicted model, not a curated record. The coding region runs from base 1 to 1437 and encodes 478 amino acids. Lineage: Eukaryota; Metazoa; Arthropoda; Insecta; Hymenoptera; Formicidae.